CGGGCGGCGCGGCCGUGCCGUCCCAUCCCUUCCCUUCCCAUCCCUUCCCAGCCCGUCCCGCCGCAUCCCUGCGUGCGCCGGCAGCAUGAUCGCCGCCCAGCUCCUGGCCUACUACUUCACCGAGCUCAAGGAGGACCAGGUCAAAAAGAUCGACAAAUACCUUUACGCCAUGCGGCUCUCCGACGAAACCCUCAUAGACAUCAUGGCUCGCUUCAGGAGGGAGAUGAAGAACGGCCUCUCCCGAGACUUUAAUCCCACGGCUACGGUGAAAAUGCUUCCUACGUUUGUGAGGUCCAUUCCCGACGGAUCAGAGAAAGGAGAUUUCAUCGCGCUGGAUCUCGGUGGUUCUUAUUUCCGAAUUCUGCGGGUGAAGGUGUCGCACGAGAAAAAGCAGACGGUGCAAAUGGAAAGCGAAAUUUAUAAUACGCCUGAAGACAUCAUGCACGGCAGCGGGACCCGGCUUUUUGAUCAUGUUGCUGAAUGCCUGGGAGACUUUAUGGAGAAACAGCAGAUCAAAGACAAGAAAUUACCGGUCGGGUUUACGUUUUCUUUCCCGUGUCGGCAAUCCAAGCUGGAUGAGGGCGUCCUGAUCACCUGGACCAAGCGCUUCAAGGCGAGCGGCGUGGAGGGAGCGGACGUCGUGAAGCUGCUCAACAGGGCCAUCAAGAAGCGGGGGGACUACGACGCGGAUAUCAUGGCAGUGGUGAACGACACUGUGGGGACCAUGAUGACCUGCGGCUUUGACGACCAGCGUUGCGAAGUCGGCCUGAUCAUCGGCACGGGCACCAACGCCUGCUACAUGGAGGAGAUGAGGCACAUCGACCUGGUGGAAGGCGACGAGGGGAGGAUGUGCAUUAACACGGAGUGGGGGGCCUUCGGGGACGACGGCUCGCUGGAAGAUAUUAGGACCGAGUUUGACCGUGAGAUCGACCGCGGCUCCCUCAAUCCUGGAAAACAGCUGUUUGAGAAGAUGGUGAGCGGGCUGUACAUGGGGGAGCUGGUCAGGCUCAUCCUGGUGAAGAUGGCCAAGGAGGGGCUGCUCUUCGAGGGAAGGAUCACCCCCGAGCUUCUGACCAAAGGGAAGUUUGAGACUAAGCACGUUUCCGCCAUAGAAAAGAGCAAAGAAGGCCUGAGCAAAGCCAAAGACAUUUUAACCCGCCUGGGAGUGGAGCCGUCGCACGAGGACUGCGUGGCCGUCCAGCACGUCUGCACCAUCGUGUCCUUCCGCUCGGCCAACCUGGUGGCGGCCACGCUGGGGGCCAUCCUCUGCCAGCUGCGGGACAACAAGGGGGUCGGCCGGCUCCGCACCACCGUCGGGGUGGACGGCUCCCUCUACAAGAUGCACCCGCAGUACGCCCGGCGCUUGCACAAAACCACCCGGCGCUUGGUGCCCGACUCGGACGUGCGGUUCCUGCUGUCGGAGAGCGGCAGCGGGAAGGGGGCGGCGAUGGUGACGGCGGUGGCCUACCGGCUGUCGGAGCAGCACCGGCUCAUCGAUGAGACCCUGGCCGAGUUCAAGCUCACACACGAGCAGCUGCUGCAGGUGAAGAAGAGGAUGAGGACGGAGAUGGAAGCGGGGCUGAAGAAGAAGACCCACGAGACCGCCAAAGUGAAAAUGCUGCCCACCUUUGUCCGCAGCACGCCGGAUGGGACAGAGAAUGGAGACUUUCUGGCACUUGACCUUGGAGGAACGAACUUCAGAGUUUUGCUGGUGAAAAUCCGCAGCGGUAAACGGAGGACGGUAGAAAUGCACAAUAAGAUAUACGCCAUUCCUAUAGAAGUGAUGCAGGGAACUGGAGAAGAGCUGUUUGAUCACAUCGUUACCUGCAUUUCUGACUUCCUGGAUUACAUGGGAAUAAAAGGUGCACGGCUUCCUCUUGGCUUCACGUUCUCCUUCCCUUGCAAACAGACCAGCUUGGAUGCUGGUAUCUUGCUCAACUGGACAAAAGGAUUUAAAGCUACGGACUGCGAGGGAGAAGACGUGGUGUAUUUGCUCAGAGAAGGAAUCAAAAGAAGAGAGGAGUUUGACUUGGAUGUGGUGGCUGUGGUGAACGAUACGGUUGGCACAAUGAUGACUUGUGCCUACGAAGACCCAAAUUGUGAAAUUGGACUCAUUGUGGGAACCGGCAGCAAUGCCUGUUACAUGGAGGAGAUGAGAAACGUGGAGAUGGUGGAUGGCGAGCAAGGAAGGAUGUGCGUGAACAUGGAAUGGGGAGCUUUUGGGGAUAACGGGUGCCUGGACGACAUCAGGACAAUAUACGACAAGGCAGUUGACGACUAUUCGCUAAAUGCUGGCAAGCAAAGGUACGAGAAGAUGAUCAGCGGCAUGUACCUGGGGGAGAUCGUCCGCAACAUUUUGAUCGACUUCACCAAACGGGGCUUCCUGUUCAGAGGCCAGAUUUCGGAGACGCUGAAGACCAGGCACAUCUUCGAAACCAAGUUCCUCUCCCAGAUCGAGAGCGACCGGCUGGCCUUGCUCCAGGUGCGAGCCAUCCUGCAGCAGCUGGGGCUGAACAGCACCUGCGACGACAGUAUCAUAGUCAAGACGGUGUGCGGAGCGGUGUCGCGGCGAGCGGCGCAGCUGUGCGGUGCCGGCAUGGCUGCGGUUGUAGAUAAAAUCAGGGAGAACCGGGGACUUGAGCACCUGGAAAUAACGGUCGGUGUGGACGGGACUCUGUACAAGCUGCAUCCACACUUCUCGAGGAUCAUGCACCAGACCGUCAAGGACCUGGCGCCCAAGUGCGACGUGACGUUCCUGCUCUCGGAGGACGGCAGCGGGAAGGGGGCGGCGCUCAUCACGGCGGUGGGCUGCCGGCUUCGCGACGCCGAGCAGAACUGAACGCCUCCGUCCCGGCCCCGAUUCUGUCUUAUCUGGUUCCACUGGUGCUUCCCGCUGCUUCUGUGAACGGUGUCGUGUUACCGAGCAAAACCUGUAACGUUUCGGCUAAAAAUCCCUGAGGAGCAAAACACAGCGAGGUUGGUGGCUGGGGUAAUCCAAAUCGCCAGGCACGGGAGAUCGGGCGACUCACGGUCCCGAGGCGGGCUGCGCUGGACUCCUCUCCGCAGCGGUUCUCACGGAGGAAAAAAAACAACCAAACCCCCCAUUUUCCGUCUCUUGUGGCUAGCGUAGACAGGGGCGCUGCAGCCGCCCGCGGCGAAGCGGUGUCACGUGGCCGUGCCCUUCCUUCUCGCGCCUUAACUGGGUAUCUGCUUCCACUCAGAGCUUUAACCUUUAGUACUGUUCAGCAGCCACUCAAAACGCGACAGCUAAAGCUAAGGAGGAAUUGGAGGCUUUGAUUUUUUUUUUCAUUUUGGCUUUGAGGACCCAAGUGCAUAAACCUGCCAAACCGCAAAACCAGAAUCAGACCCAGCUUGUUCCAAAAGCUAAAGCGACCGCAAAGAUUACACGCACUUGGUGUACCGUGUCCUCCGUCGAGUCGCUGCCCUUGUUGUGUUCACCUAGCAGUUACUUCUUAAAAGUAGGUUAGGAAGGCAGAGUUAAACGACACUGGCAAGUCACAGCACUGUCUUUCUGCAAAGAGGGAGACCCCCACGAUAGCGUUUAAUUCCCCUUCCUCUACCACCACGAGAAUUUGAGAUCUCUGCAUGGUUUUCCCUCCUCUCUUUUCCUGCAGAAAGUAGGCAGAAAUUUGCAGGCUGCUCCUGCUUACGUUCUCUUUGCGCCCCCUAAGAUUUGGAUUGCCCUGCCUCUUGGUAACACUUCGGUAUGCGUUACGGUGCACUGUGCGUGAGUGUCGUAAAGUAACACGUGAGUCACAACCAGUCCUUGCAGCUUUAAGUGUGUGUCUACCUGAAAAAUUGCAUGCCUAACUGGUUUUGCAAAGGUAGAGAGUCUUUUUACUUUGCACACUAGUAGCUACGAUACUAGUGUUACGUGGUAUUUGUGGAAAAUAUUAAACGUUUUUUUUGAUGUGUGUUAA
This is a messenger RNA of Rhea pennata, 3941 nucleotides long. RefSeq names its product hexokinase 1 (gene HK1). The record is from RefSeq and is a predicted model, not a curated record. Gene Ontology annotation, cellular component: mitochondrion; cytosol. Gene Ontology annotation, molecular function: mannokinase activity; ATP binding; D-glucose binding. Gene Ontology annotation, biological process: glucose 6-phosphate metabolic process; carbohydrate phosphorylation; glucose metabolic process. NCBI's taxonomy places the organism in Eukaryota, Metazoa, Chordata, Aves, Rheiformes, Rheidae. The transcript has 19 exons. Bases 86 to 2839 code for a protein of 917 amino acids.